Messenger RNA from Mucor velutinosus, 2169 nucleotides. RefSeq names its product 3-oxo-5a-steroid 4- dehydrogenase (gene TSC13). Gene Ontology annotation, molecular function: protein serine/threonine kinase activator activity; ATP binding; protein kinase activity. The record is from RefSeq and is a predicted model, not a curated record. Lineage: Eukaryota; Fungi; Mucoromycota; Mucoromycetes; Mucorales; Mucoraceae. The coding region runs from base 1 to 2169 and encodes 722 amino acids. Gene Ontology annotation, biological process: protein phosphorylation. The transcript has 5 exons.
AUGUUUACAGUCAAUGGCCACUAUGAUGGCAGUGAUGUGUAUGCCUCCUCCUCCUCCUCCUCGCCCAAGCCUAUUCUUCUCAACAGCCCCACACUAGGCACAUCCAUUCUCCAGCACCAGCAGCAGCAGCGCUUUGAUUCUAAAAAGACAGUAGACAACCUCAAAAUCACCCAUGAAACCACAGAGCCACCAUCAACAUCUCAAACAAAUAUGGACGAUUUUGAAAUCAAACAGCCAAUAGGCUAUGGAUCAUCUGCUAUGGUUUAUAGCGCAGUGUAUAUACCUCACAACAAACGAGUAGCCAUCAAAAUGAUUGAUUUGGACAUGUUUGAGAGAAACCAAAUUGAUGAACUGAGGAGAGAAACAGCUUUAAUGGCACUAUCCAAACAUCCACAUGUGUUACGAGUGUACGGAUCAUUUGUUCACGGAUCGAAGCUAUACAUUGUCACUCCUUAUAUGGCAGUGGGAUCCUGUCUCGAUAUCAUGAAAUUGAGUUUCCCGGACGGCCUAGACGAGAUUAGCAUUGCUACUAUUCUAAAACAAGCAUUGGAAGGACUAGCUUAUUUGCAUAAAAAUGGCCAUAUUCACAGAGACGUAAAGGCAGGCAACCUGUUGAUGGAUGAGGAUGGGUCUGUUCUAUUGGCGGAUUUCGGUGUGUCUAGCUCGUUGAUGGAGACAGGCGAACGAGGUGUGCGAAAGACAUUUGUGGGCACACCUUGUUGGAUGGCUCCCGAGGUCAUGGAGCAGGCAGACUACGAUUACAAGGCGGAUAUAUGGAGCUUUGGUAUCACUGCGAUUGAGCUGGCUACAGGUCAUGCUCCCUUUGCUAAACAUCCGCCACUCAAAGUGCUGAUGAUGACGCUAAAUAAUGAUCCUCCUACUCUGUCUCGUGAGACGACCACCAACAAAUUCUCACGUACAUUCAAAAACAUGAUAGACGCCUGCAUGAACAAGGAUCCUUCCAAAAGACCCUCCUCUGAAAAGCUCUUGUUGCAUCCCUUUUUCAAACAAGCCAAGAAACCAGAGUGGCUGGCCAAAAACCUCAUUGCGGAUAUACCGCCUAUUGAAAGCAGACCCAUCAAAAAGUUCCCUCAGAAACAAGUAGCUUCUUCCAACACGGACGAAUGGGAUUUCAACGACGAAGCAGCGGCACUAUCAACACAUACACAUCAACAGAUACCUGGAUUGAAUCCUCCCAAGAGACACAUUUCAUUUGGUCAUGUUGUCGUCAGAAAGCCAUCCUCCACAUCGCAACACCAUGCUUCAGAAUCAUGGUCCUACUCACCUUCUCAUUUUGCAAUCGACACAACACCAGCACUACCCAUCACGGGUCAUUCACCGCCUCCACCGAGAAAAGGAAGAGCACUCAGUGAUGACUUUUUGAUCGAAGCAUCUAGGAUUGCCAAUAGCAAACAUGACACUCAUGUUACAGAUGAGCCCACCAAACAACAUCGAAGCAAUAGCAGCAGUAGCAGAUUCAACUUGAGCCGUGGUAGAGCCAGACAUGGCAGCCUACAUGAAAGAACGCCUACUGUCACCUUUUCGGAGGAAACGAGCAAGCCCAACGGUAAACUUUUGUACCGCACCAUCAGCCAUGAAGACAACAUGAACAGAAAAUCGAGGUUCAGCCCACAGCCGCCAUCAUCGCCUCCUCCUCAUCCACAUUUACAAGCUCUGCCAUUAUCGCGCAACAACUCCAACAUGUCUGCUGCUGCUGCGGGGACAUCUGUGCUGCUGACAAGAGAAAACAGCGAGUCCAGAAAGAUUGGUAGGUUUGAAUUGACGAGCAACAGCGAGACAACAUCCAGACAACAAAGCUACAUUGAGGGAAGUCGCGAGACGAUAUCACCUUAUUCCACUACACAUUCCAGCAGUUCCUCAUCUUUACCAAGAGGUCAGCAGCAGAAAUCCAUACCUACUGUCUAUAAUCAGCUGAAUGAGCUACUACGACAAAAUGAUUCUCAAAAGCAACUAUUGACAGAGCUGUUUAGCAUGUUUGAGCUACCCAAAGGCGGUGGUGUGACAGAGCAGAGCAAGAGUCAGCAAGAGCUGGCGUCUACCAUUGAAUCACUAGAACAGCAACUGCAAGCAUUUCAACGAGAGAACCUAUUGUUACAGCGAGAGAACGAGACGAUGCGCAGGCAGCUGGACCAGCUCAAGAAUCACUGA